AAUUGUUAUAAAAAUUUACCUGUUGCAACUGCCAGUUAUUGCAACUUUAGCUGUCCAACGCGUGUUAUAUUGUGAUAUACCAAAUUAAUAACCACGAUGAGAGGAUACUAUUCGGUGAUCAUCGCACUGACACUCGUCGUUCUUGGAUUAUCUGCAAGUCGAAUUCCGAGUUCAUUUAUAAAGGAGCCCGAAUGUCCGCCGUCAGGCACCGUCAAAUUGCCUUAUACGGAGAGCUGCACUAAUUUAUAUUACAUUUGUAAAAAUGGCAAGGCCAUCAUAGCCGAGUGUCCCGAAGGACUGCAUUUCGUUGAAAAUCUGCAGAUAUGUGACUUUCCGCCCAAGGAAUGUUACCCCGACAAGCCGAUACCUCAAAUUAUAGAUGAUUCCGAUAUAGAUUCCGAGUAAUUCCGAUAUAUACUCUACACCUAUAUUGAAAAUUUAAUGUAACAAGUAUUUACUAUAUUUAAGGUAAAUAAACUAUACCUAUAAAUACUUAUUUUAUCUACUAUAAAAAAAUUUUAAACAUGAAAUAUUAAUUUCUUAUGUUAUAAGAAACUUUUAAAAAUCUUUGUAUUUUUCUCACAUUUAUCAAUUCACAUAUGGAUAAAACAAGCUAAAUAAAGAAUACAAGAGCUAAA
Messenger RNA from Solenopsis invicta (red fire ant), 638 nucleotides. RefSeq lists its product as uncharacterized. The record is from RefSeq and is a predicted model, not a curated record. The transcript has 2 exons. Lineage: Eukaryota; Metazoa; Arthropoda; Insecta; Hymenoptera; Formicidae. The coding region runs from base 97 to 405 and encodes 102 amino acids. Gene Ontology annotation, molecular function: chitin binding. Gene Ontology annotation, cellular component: extracellular region.